Leptinotarsa decemlineata (Colorado potato beetle) is the source of this 609-nucleotide messenger RNA. RefSeq lists its product as uncharacterized. Lineage: Eukaryota; Metazoa; Arthropoda; Insecta; Coleoptera; Chrysomelidae. The record is from RefSeq and is a predicted model, not a curated record.
AAAAUUCUUGAAUACUAUAUAUUCCAUGGUUAAUGAAUUUGGACAUCAGCCAAAAACAAUAAUUCCCAGAAAUUGAAAAAUCUUCCAAUGAAAACCCUUCAUGAAAUUCAGGAGUUUGAACUUCAGAUAGAGCAGGAUGACAAUGUUGAAACUUCCUUGGCUCAUCUCUUCAAAUCUUUGGGUGGAAGAGAUGGAGAAGAUCAUCUAUAUAGAUGCCUCGUCCAAUUAUUUACAAAUGAGUUAUCUACUCAGUGUUCAUGGUUUGGACAACGAGGAAACUACAAAAUCAAAGAUUUGAAUGCAAUAAAAAUAUUAACAGAGAGUAUCAUUAGCAGUCAUCUUUCAAUAUCAUGCGCUGACAUUGAAAAAUAUGCAGGGGAGUGGUUCCGAUUGAGCCGCCAAAGGCUCAAUAGGGAGAUGAAUAAGAAAAAAGAUGCUGAGACCCAAUGAAUGAUGAAAAACAGACAAGGGAACAAAUUCUGAUUUUUUUUAAUGCCCAACAAAUUGUGGGUUGUGCAAUCAAAUACUUCAGUUUUAUUUUAAUGCUGACUGACACAUGACAAAGAGAAUUGUAAUUUUUUUCAAUGCCAAAUAAAAAUUGUCAAAGUU